Ailuropoda melanoleuca (giant panda) is the source of this 3115-nucleotide messenger RNA. It is a transcript of the gene OSTM1, whose product is annotated as osteoclastogenesis associated transmembrane protein 1. Gene Ontology annotation, cellular component: cytosol. The record is from RefSeq and is a predicted model, not a curated record. Gene Ontology annotation, biological process: osteoclast differentiation. Bases 109 to 1113 code for a protein of 334 amino acids. The transcript is spliced from 6 exons. Lineage: Eukaryota; Metazoa; Chordata; Mammalia; Carnivora; Ursidae.
ACCCUGCUCGCGGCCUGCGCCCGAGGAAGCCGGAAGCGGCGGCGGUCAGCAUCACCGGCUGGGGUUGGAGAGGCGGCAGUGAGUGCCUUGGGGUUUCUGAACCCCGCAAUGGGUCCGGACGCGACAGUCGCGUUGCGGAGGUCGUUGCUUCUGCCGCGGCUGCUACUGGUGCCGCUGCUAUGGUCGUGGCUGGCUCUGGGCGCACUCGCCUCGGUCAGCAGCCCUCACAGAGUCCUCUACGACCUCCUGUCGGAGCAGCAGUUGCUGGAAGUGGAGGACUUGUCCCUGACCCUGCUGCGGGGCGGAAGGCUGGGGCCGCUGUCCCUACCCCCUGACCUGCCGGAUCUGGAUCCCGAGUGUCGGGAGCUGUUACUGGACUUCGCCAACAGCAGCGCAGAGCUGACCGGGUGUCUAGUGCGCAGCGCCCGGCCGGUGCGCCUCUGUCAGACCUGCUACCCCCUCUUCCAACAGGUCGCCAACAAGAUGGACAACAUCAGUCGAGCCGUGGGGAAUACGUCAGAGAGUCAUAGUUGUGCCAGAAGUCUCUUAAUGGCAGAUAGAAUGCAGAUAGUUGUGAUUCUGUCUGAGUUUUUUAAUUCCACGUGGCAGAAGGCAAAUUGUGCAAAUUGUUUAACGAACAAAAGUGAAGAAUUAUCAAAUAGCACACAAUACUUCCUCAGUCUAUUUAAUCAAACCUUGACCUGCUUUGAGCAUAACCUCCAGGGGAACAUUCACAGUCUUCUGCAGUUAAGGAAUUAUUCAGAAGUUUGCAAAAACUGUCGUGAAGCAUACAAAACUCUGAGUAGUUUGUACAAUGAAAUGCAAAAAAUGAAUGAACUUGAGAAUAAGGCUGAAUCUGGAACACAUUUAUGCAUUGAUGUGGAAGAUGCAAUGAAUAUUACUCGAAAACUUUGGAGUCGAACUUUCAAUUGUUCGGUCCCUUGCAGUGACACAGUGCCUGUCAUCGCUGUUUCUGUGUUCAUUCUCUUUCUACCUGUUGUCUUUUACCUUAGUAGCUUUCUUCAUUCAGAGCAAAAGAAACGCAAACUCAUUCUACCCAAACGUCUCAAGUCCAGUACCAGCUUUGCAAACAUUCAAGAAAAUUCAAACUGAAAUCUACAAAACAGAUAAUUAACAUCAUAUUCCAUGUGAAUGGAAUGAAUGGCGGAAGAUACAGCUUGGUCCAAAAGAAGAUAAACUGAUUUGACAAGUCAAGUCCCUAAGAAAUGCAAAGACUUCAGAUUUAUUUUUAAAUAAGAAUUUUCCAUUUUUCCUUCCUCUUCCAUCCCUUUUUUUAAAGGUUUGGGUAUUUUCAAUUUCUAGGCCUACUAAUGUCAUCUAUUUUAAAGUGUAUUUGUUAUAAUAACAAAAGAUGCAAGAACAAUCUUCGUUUUAUUUUGUAGGCAUGUUAUUACUAUUUGAGACUUCUGGUAUCUACUUAUUAAUGUAGUACUUAAGUAGCAAAUUUUUUGAAAACUAACAUUUAAAAAUUAAUCAGUUAUAGCAAAGACUUUGGAAAAAGAAAUAUACUUGCCAAAAGUAACAGGUCCAAAGAUUAAUUUAAAUUCACCAUUGCAGUAUUAUUGUUAGCAUAUAUAUUUAAUAUCAUAUAUUACAAAUAAUAUGUAAUUCAAUCUCUAGUUUCCUUCAAGUCAUUUUUGAAACCACUAAGUGUAAACCUCCCUAACAGUUUUUAGAAGCAGGAAGGCACAUUACAUUUAUCUUUGUAAAAAGAUUUAUGGUAACUGGUUUCUUACUUAACUUUUAUAAAUAGUAUUUUGCACCUUUUUUUUGCCUUUAUUUCAUAAGUAAUUUGAAAUCACUGGACUGCUGUAUUAUAUUCAGGGCAAGAUGGAUUCUUUUUCUACUAGGGAUUUGCAUUGUGAAUUACAUUAAGUUAUUUGGCAAUUUAUAAUUUAUUACUACUUUAAAACAAACAUAGCAUUAUCACAAUAUAUUUAAGCUGUGAUUUUUUUAAAAUGAAGAUUCUUUUGGGUUAUAUGGAGAUAUUUGGAGGGGAGAGAAAGGAAGGAUAAAAAAAAGUUAAGGCUCAGAAAAUAGAUAGGGAAGGACCUGAGGGAUGCACACUAUAAGACUGUUGGAUGGUUCAUGUUGAGGGCGUGAGUUAAGAUUAGAGUCUGAUAACAGAAAGCAGUUAGGUUAAGAUGCUUAUUUUUUUCUAAAUUAUUUAAACAGAUAAACAUGAUAUGAUGGAAAUGAAGCCUGAUAUUUCAGUAUCAGAAAGCAAAUUCUAUUUUGGAAUGUUUAUAUCAACUUUUUUUUUUUAAAGCUUCAUUUCAUAAUUGGGCAUAGCUUUUUUCCUCAGGUUUUUAGUGCUAGAUAUUUCAUUUGUUAAUUCCUUCUUGCUUUCUGGGUGAAAAUAGACUUUGUUUUGUAUGUUGAGAGUAUGAAGUCUGCUCUAUAUAGAAGUAAGAGUUAGGUUAAAUAGUACAAGAAUUUUAAUCCCUUUGUAUACUAUAAAAUGCUCUGUAAUGAGACAAGAAAGUGUUUUUAAUUUUUUUUUAAUGUUUACUGUAUAUGCAGAGUGAACAAGAAGGCUAUGGAUAUGGAUAUGUAACAUAUCCAAAAGCUGUUACAGUUUUUCUAGUCUACUGUGACCCAUUUAAAAUGUGCUGGGGUUUAUUCUGCUGUCACUGUUCACGCUGCUGAUACUAAUAGCACUGUCUUGAUUUGAAGCAUAUAGUUGAGAGCCAUUGAAAGCAAUCUUUCAUUAAUGCAGAUAAAACCAGUUUACAUAUGCAGAGUUACAAAAUGGCAUAUUUGAAUCUGUAAGUAGUGACUCUUUGAUCACCUUUCAAUGUUAUGUAUUUCUAAAAACCAUUGCUUUUGGAUAUGGUUGCUAAUAAGCACUUUAGAAAAGAAAAAACCUUUACUAUUUUUCUGGUUGAGUCAUUGCUCUUUAGAAGUAGCAUCAGCAAUAGAUUUAAAAAAUAAGUAUUAAGUGUUACACUAAAGUGUGUAAAUACUUUAUUUUUUAGUUAUAUUGAAAACUCCUUUGCAUAGUUGUAAAUUCUGAGACACAUAGCAAAUGUGUGUGCAUAAGAUCAUCUUUAGCUUUUUGACGCUUUGAAAUAAAGGAAGUAACUUAAGGAAA